Molecule: messenger RNA, 2468 nt
Organism: Parasteatoda tepidariorum (common house spider)
Lineage: Eukaryota; Metazoa; Arthropoda; Arachnida; Araneae; Theridiidae
Source: RefSeq, a predicted model, not a curated record
UAAGGUUAAAGCGUACCUUCAGAUGAAAUCACUGUUGUGUCUGUCAAAUACUAAAAAUUUGCAGAGAGGCAAACUUGUGAAUAAUGUAGUUAGUGUUUAAGUAGAUAAAUGUUAAUUUCCUAUACAACUAAUUGAUAUAAAUUCGCCUUAAUCGCAAGAGACUGGGUUAUAUCAGUAAAAUAUGUAGAAAGUAUAUGAUAAUAUCAAAAAUUGACAUCUCAAGAUUUGUUUAUUUUUAAUGAAAAGUUCUUAUUAAGACAAAUUUAUUAGCUACAUUGCAUAUUUUCUUCGCUAGAUGGUUUAUUAGUUCCUAGGAUUUUUAUUCGAGAGUGACAAAAUAUUAUUUUAAUCUAUUUCAAACAGUUUAAGUUUGCUUAAAAAUAUUGUAGUUCCCUUCCCAAUGGUUAAUUUUUUCUGACUAUAUAUUUUGUUUACAUUUCAUCUUACUAAUGAUAAAUAAAUUCACUUUAUACUGUACAGCUGUGAAAUUACUUUUGUUUGCGAACGAGAGCAAUGGAUAUGUAGCUCUGCAUCUUGGAGAAGAAUGCCAAUAUGAUAUGCAGUGUCUUAAAAGUGACCCUAACAGCUAUUGUUCUUCAUACAGUCUACGCUUCUUAUGUGUCUGUAAAAAUAAUUACAGAGUUAGUCUUGUAAAUAAUACUGAAAGAUGUAUUUAUAGUAGUUAUACUGAAGAUGAACGUGAAGGAUUGACUGCUGCUCCCAUAAUUUUAUGCUUUUUAGUAUGUGUUUUAGUUGAAGCUUUUUGCCUGUUGGCAUUCCGUUACUGGAAAAAACGAAGGCGUACUAGUGUAACAAGACAUGGAGCUUUGCACUUACAAACAGUCACACUCUCUGAAUUUUCUAGAUUUUCUCAUAGUCGAAGUGACCCUAUUGUUUCAUUUGCAAUUGCUCCUGCUAUGGACUCUGUAAUUUCUAGCACUCAUUUGGCUUCUCCGCCACCUUAUAGUCAGACUGUUAUUGUUGAUACAAGUCUUGUUUCACAGAGAGAAGAGCCUCCUCCGCCAUAUGAUGAGGCUGUUAAACAAUAUACUGCAUUCACAAAGCUUUCUUCUGAAGAGUAUAAUCACCGUAAAUUGUCUUUCUGAAUGUAAUAUUUUCCAUGGGCGGAGUAAAACACUUUUAUUCUGAAUAUAUCAUUCCUGUAAGUGAAUGUAGUUAUGACAUAAAUGGUGCCAACCUGAAUUGUGUUCUUACUUUCUGAUCUCCAGUUGAAGGGAAGUAGUUUAACUGUGUUGAGUUUUUUCUACUUGUAGAGGUGUUUGUUCCCAAAAGCUAGUCAUUUUACUUUGCUGAAUAGGUUUUCUGAACUCUAAUAGCAUAUUUCCUACUAAUAAUUUAUUUUAUUCGUUCAUAUAAGUAACAAUAAGUAUUAUGCUUAAUUUUGAUGGUUAAGGGCUAUUCAAAUAUUACAUACACUCCUAAGGAUAUUGAAUUUGCUAAUUUUUGCUGACAAAUGGUGAGACGCUUUUGACUUUUGCUUAAAUAAAAUAUUACUCAAAUUUAUGAAGGUAAUAUCAAUUUGUAAUCAAUCGUUUUGUAUUAAAUAAUUGAUUCUUUUUGUACUUAGAUAGCAGAUAACUUAAUAAUUCUCCAGCAUUCCUAUGAAUCAUCUGGUCUAAUUAGUGCUUGAAUCACAUUAGAGUUCUGCAUGAGCUUCUGCAUGUCAGAAUUUACUAGAGAUAUUAUUCGAUUUCUUUAAUAACAUUCAAAUAAUCUUAAAUUAAGUCUGGUAACAAUAAAGUGUAUGCUAAUUUUUACUUCAGCUGAUUUUCAAGUUUAUUGCAAGCAAAUUAAGAAUUGUUUUGAUUUAUGUUUGACUAUAAAAUGCUUUGAUCAGAUUUUUUUAAAACCUUAUAUAAACAAAGAGUGGGUGAUUUGCUUAUUUUUGUUGACCAGGAGAAGAAGAGUUUCAAAAUCUGACUAUGCUUUUGUAAUAUUUGAACAACUCCUUAAGAAGAGAAAUGUCUAAUUUGUAUAUAGAACAAAACAGCCAUUAGAGUAAAUCAGGUGCAGCAAGUAACUUUAUGUGAGGUUCAUAUACUUUUUAAAAUUUUUAUCAAGGUCCUGAAUAGUGACUUGUAUUCCUUUAUCAAUUUAUUUUAUUUUUCUCUCAUUGUUAUCUCUUAUCUGCUUUAUUCUUUCAAAAUUUUUUCGGUAGUUAAGUUUUUGACGUACCUUGGUCCAUGCUCAGACCAACAGUUGCCAAACUUUGGAGUAAUUCUAUGUGUAUUCAUGUUUAUAAUAUCUAAAAUAAUUGUUAUUUGUUAAAAUAUCUGUGUCUACCAAGUUUUUUUAUUUAUUUUAAUUGCGUAUUUCUUUUUGAAAUGCUUUGCUACUUAUUUGGAAAAAUUCUAUCUCUUGAAUUGUUAACAUUGUGAGUGAAAAAUUUUUUGUUAUUAACCAAUUCACUUAUUUAUGUAUUCUGAAUAAAGAAUUUAAUUUGUUGA